Molecule: messenger RNA, 2172 nt
Organism: Bolinopsis microptera
Lineage: Eukaryota; Metazoa; Ctenophora; Tentaculata; Lobata; Bolinopsidae
Product: thimet oligopeptidase-like
Exons: 12
Coding region: 17-2125 (702 amino acids)
Biological process (GO): proteolysis; peptide metabolic process
Cellular component (GO): mitochondrial intermembrane space
Molecular function (GO): metalloendopeptidase activity
Source: RefSeq, a predicted model, not a curated record
UUUUCCCAGUAAGUGUAUGUUAAGGUCAGUUAGUCGGUUAGUAUUAACAUCUCGACUAACAACAAGUGUUACUCCAACAAUAACAACAACCUCUACAGUAUUUCCUCGUAUUACCACCCUUACUCUUACUCUAUCCAGAUCCUUGGUAAUCCCGAUGGAGGCUCAGAUGACGAAAUGGACGUUGAGUGCAGGUGAUAUUGAGGGCGGAGUUAAGGAGUUGAUGAACAAAACAACUGGAAUGUACGAUGAAAUAUCUGCUCUUCAGGGAGAGAAGGUAUCAGAGGCUCUGUCCAAGCUGACAGAAGUACACAGAUAUUACGACAGUUUGUCCUGUUUGUACGACUUUCCUUCACAGGUUUCAGCUGAUAAAGCAGUUAGAGAUGCUUCUGUAGAAGCAGAUAGAGUGUUAUCAGACUUCAGUGUCGCAAUGAGCGCCCGUAAGGAUGUGUUUGAUGUGAUGUGCAGCUACGGUGAAACUUACACUCCACCUACACCAGAAUCAGUUAGACUGCUGGCUCGAGUUAUUCGUGAUGGCAAAAGAGUAGGUUUACACCUAGAAAAGGCAAAACAGGAUCGUAUCAAAGAAAUCAACUCGAAAAUGAGUAGUUUAGGUAUUGAGUUUCAAAACAACAUGAACGAAGACAAAACAGCGAUGUUCUUUAAAACUGAGCAGCUAAAAGGUUGUUCUGAGGACUUCGUUAAAGGGCUAGAAAGGAACGAGGCAGGCGAACACAAGGUUACAUUACAGUACCCAUGUUUGUACCCCAUACUAAAACAGUGUAGCGUGGAGGCAACCAGAAAACAACUUCUUAUUACUAGAUACUCUAUGUGCAAAGAUCUUAACACUCCCAUUUUAGAGGAGUUAGUUAAACUGCGAGCAGAGAAAGCAGGUUUACUCGGAUACCCCACACACUCAGACUUUAUCCUCGAUGCGCGCAUGGCUAAAACCAAAGACACAGUCAAAACGUUUCUAACGGAUAUGGUCGGUAAGAUGAAGGAGCCGUUGAGUGCCGAAUUUGAGGGAUUCUUGGAGAUUAAGGAGAGGGAGUGUAAGGAGAAUGGAGAGGAAUGUUGUGGAAGUGUGCAACCUUGGGAUAUUUAUCACUAUAUGCAGAUCACAGAAAAAGAGAAGUAUUCAGUCGAUACUGAACUUCUGAAACAAUAUUUCCCAAUGGAUAUUGUCACGAAGGGCUUGCUGGAGAUCUACCAACUUAUUUUCAACCUCCGCUUUGAAAAGAUCGAGAAUGCGCCCGUUUGGCAUCCUGAUGUCCAACUCUUCUCAGUGUUCGACAAAACAACUUCCGCAUUUUUAGGGCAAUUCUACAUGGACCUGCACCCACGUGACGGGAAGUACGGUCACGCAGCGGUAUUUGGUUUACAGCCCGGGUGUGUUAAAUCUGACGGGGAACGGCAGCCAGCCGUGUGUGCGCUGGUGUGUAACUUUACAGCGCCUACUGCAGACAAACCAUCACUACUGUACCACAGCGAGGUUGAGACCUAUUUCCAUGAGUUUGGGCACGCAAUGCAUCAGAUCUGUUCUCAGACCGAGCAUACCUACUUUUCAGGUACCAGAGUCGAGAGAGAUUUUGUGGAAGCACCCUCCCAAAUGUUGGAGAAUUGGUGUUGGGAGAAAGACAGUUUAAAGAUGAUGUCCGGACAUUACAAGGAUGGAACUGCCAUUCCAUGUGAUUUGUUGGAGAAGCUUGUAAGCAGCAAGCUUGCUAAUGUUGCCACCACUACUUGCAGACAGCUAGUGUUCGGUUUGUUCGACCAAGAUAUCCACACCCGAGAAAAUGCGGACACAGCACAGUGUUUCAGUAACGCCCACUCACUAGUAAUGGGUAACCCUGCUCCAGAGGGAACCAACUUCGCUGCUCAGUUCGGUCAUAUGGCAGGCGGAUACGACGCACAGUACUACGGGUACAUGUGGAGCGAGGUGUACAGCGAGGACAUGUUCCAGACGGUAUUUAAAGAAACUGGCGUUCUCUCACCUGAAGGAGGUAUGAAGUACAGGACCUGUAUUUUACAGCCCGGGGGAUCUGUUGAUGCUUUUGAUAUGUUAAAGAAUAUGCUGGGAAGAGAUCCUAACUCUGAUGCUUUCUUUAAAGCUAAAGGAUUUGCUUAAGUGCUGAGUUUUAGUUAGUUUGGUGGUGAAGCUAGGAACAUUUCUGU